Molecule: messenger RNA, 2492 nt
Organism: Amblyraja radiata (thorny skate)
Lineage: Eukaryota; Metazoa; Chordata; Chondrichthyes; Rajiformes; Rajidae
Gene: traf6
Product: TNF receptor-associated factor 6
Exons: 7
Coding region: 202-1854 (550 amino acids)
Biological process (GO): protein ubiquitination; regulation of canonical NF-kappaB signal transduction; lipopolysaccharide-mediated signaling pathway
Cellular component (GO): plasma membrane signaling receptor complex
Molecular function (GO): ubiquitin protein ligase activity; zinc ion binding; tumor necrosis factor receptor binding
Source: RefSeq, a predicted model, not a curated record
GGGUCCAGGUUCAAAUCCGGGCCCAUUUAGCGAUCCCGGGGCGGGGGUUGUGGCCGUGAGGUGAGGCCAGGCCAGGCCAGGCCGGUGAAUCGGGCAUCGGCGGCGCCGCUGUAAGCGGUGUAGUUGAAGGCGGUUCCGGAGCAGGAUGAUGAAUCACUGCACACUGAAGCCACCACCAGACUAGUCGGCCUUACCAGCAGAAUGGUGGACUCUGUCAGCAACUGCGAUUCGCUGUUACAGAGCCCGUGCUGCUCUGUGAACAGCAGCAUGAAGGAUGACUGCAGCAACCACGGCCAGUACUCCCAGGCUGCAUUUGAGGAGUUGCAAGGCUAUGAUGUAGAGUUUGACCCGCCUUUGGAAAACAAAUAUGAGUGUCCAAUCUGUCUGAUGGCAUUAAGGGAGGCCGUUCAAACACCCUGUGGACACAGGUUCUGCCGAGUCUGCAUUGUGAAAUCUAUUAGGGAUGCUGGACAUAAGUGUCCGGUCGACAAUGAGAUGUUGAUGGAAGUCCAGCUCUUCCCAGAUAAUUUUGCAAAACGGGAAAUUCUUUCUCUGACAGUCAAAUGUUCUAACAAGGGCUGUUACCAGAAAAUGGAACUACGACAUUUGGAGGAUCACCAGGUGCAUUGUGAGUACACCUUUGUCAACUGCCCGCAAUGUGAGUCCGUGCUCUGGAGAAAGGAACUGCAGGAGCACAUAGGUUCAGACUGUCCGAAGAGGCCUGUUGCUUGCGAGAAUUGUGCCAUGCUGAUGCCCUAUCAGGAGAAAAAGGGUCAUGAUCAAAGUUGCCCACUGGCCAAUGUCACAUGUGAAUACUGCAACAUGGAGCUCAUCAGAGAACAGAUGCCAAACCAUUACAACCUGGACUGUCCAAAAGCCCCCGUUCCCUGCACAUUCAGUACUUUUGGUUGCCCAGAAAAGAUGCAGAGGAACGACCUGGCGAUGCACCUGCAGGAUUACACGCAGGCCCACAUGCGGAUGAUGGCCCAGACUCUGCGCAGCGUAAGCACGGGAAUGACUUCGCAGAUGUCUUGCAUCGACACGCUGAACUCUGAGGUUGACUUCCAGCCGGCCCUGGUGCAGUCCGCGCACUCCCACAUGCAGCCUUUCCCCCCGCCUCCCCCAACGCCCCUGGUGUCCUGUGACUGCUCACCCCUGGUUCAGAACCUGAGGGAGACUGUCGAGCAGCUGGAGGGACGCCUGGUCCGCCAAGACCACCAGAUCCGAGAGCUGGCGGCCAAGAUGGAGACGCAGAGCAACCAGAUGGGGGAGUUGAAGCGCAGCGCCCGCAUGUUGGAGGAGCGCCUGGGUGAGUUGGAGGCUCAGCAGUGCCAAGGGAUUUAUAUCUGGAGGGUGGAAAAGUUCAGUGGCCACCUGCUGGCGCAGGCAGAGGACCAGCCCGUGGUGCUCCACAGCCCUGGGUUCUACACGGGCAAGCCGGGCUACAAGCUCUGCCUCCGCCUGCAUCUGCAGACACGCAGUGCUCAGCGUUACUCCAAUUACAUCUCGCUCUUUGUGCACACCAUGCAGGGCGAAUAUGACAGCUACCUGCCCUGGCCUUUACAGGGCACCAUCCGCCUCUCCAUCCUCGACCAGUCUGAGGGCCCCAUCAAGCAGAACCAUGAGGAGGUCAUGGAGAGCAAGCCUGAGUUGCAGGCGUUUCAGCGGCCCGCCCAGCCGCGCAACCCCAAAGGCUUUGGCUACGUCACCUUCCUGCACCUCAAUGCCCUCAGUCAGCACACAUACUUGAAGGACGACGUGCUGCUUGUCCGCUGCGAGGUGGUGACCCGGGUGGACCAGACCUGGGCAAGGAAGGAUGACUUCCAGCCUCGCUCGGCAGAAGGUGGCCUGUGACAACUGGCUGGAGCCCCACUGCCAUUCACUGGCUUUGUUUUAACAGGGACACAACUGGAAUUAGAACAACGCAGCCAAGUAAUCACAUUCUUUUACCAGGGAAACGGCGAUCUACUUCCUGCAGACUUUAACGUUAAAGACAGUAUGUCUCAUCUUCUGACUUUGGAAUGACCAGCUGUAAUGCUUAUAUCACUGUGGUUGCUACAGAUAGGCUGCUCACUUUCAAUUGACAGAGUCAGCCACUUACCGUACACUGUAUUUUAUACAUAGUUUUAUUUUUAUAAAAAUGUGAUACAUUUGGAUGUAUGUGGAUUAGAAGAAGGAGGAGGCCACUCUGUCCCUCGAGCUUACUUUGCCAUUCGGUUAGAUCGUAGCUGAUCUGAUUGUAACCUGAACUCCAUGUUCCCACCCACCACAGGCGACCUUUCACUUCCUUGCUUUCUCAGGGAUCUAUCUACCUCUGCCUUAAAUGUAUUCAAAGGCUCUGCUUCCAAUACUCUGUGUGGAAAGGAAGUUGAAAAGACGCAUUACCCUCCGAGAGAGGAGGGGGGCAAGAAUUCACCUCAUCUGUCCUAUUUUUAAGCAGCGAUCCCUGGCCCUGGUUAUAGAUUCUCCCACCAGAAGAAACCUCCUCUCCA